AUGCCUGCGGGCUGCACACGGUGCGCAGCCGCGCCGCCGUGGCUGGCGGAGCGCUCCCGCCUGUUCGAGGAGCUCUGGGCGGCCCAGCAGGAGAGGCUCCGAGCGCGGGAGCCGCGGCCCGUCGCGGUGUCGCUGCCCGGGGGCCGGACGGUGGCGGCGCGGGCCUGGCGCUGCACCCCCUACGCCGUGGCCCGCCAGCUCAGCGCGACGCUGGCGGACGCCGCCGUGGCCGCGCUCGUGAACGGCCAGCCCUACGACCUGCAGCGGCCCCUGGAGACGGACUGCGACCUCCGGCUCCUGACCUUCGACUCCCCCGAGGGCAAAGCCAUAUUCUGGCACUCCAGCACCCACGUCCUGGGAGCAGCAGCUGAACAGCUCCUGGGGGCAAUCCUCUGCCGAGGCCCGAGCACAGAGUGCGGCUUCUAUCAUGACUUCUUCCUGGCAGCACAGAGAACAGUUCGGGGCUCGGAGCUGCCAGAUUUGGAGCGGGUCUGCCAGGAACUCAUAGCUGCUGGCCAUCCCUUCCGGAGACUUGAGGUCACCCAGGCUCAGCUUCGCCAGCUCUUCAAGGAUAACCCCUUCAAGCUUAGCCUGAUCGAGGAGAAAGUGACGGGUCCAACAGCAACAGUGUAUGGGUGCGGAAUGCUGGUUGAUCUUUGUCGGGGCCCUCACCUUCGGCACACGGGGCAGAUUGGAGGACUGAGGCUGCUCGCGAAUUCAGCAUCCCUGUGGCAGUCCCCGGGCACCCCUAAGCCCCUGCAGAGAGUAUCGGGGAUCUCCUUCCCCACAGCGGAGGCGCUGCAAGCCUGGGAGAGAGAGCGGGAAGAGGCCCAGCUCCGGGACCACCGGCGUAUUGGCAAGGAACAGGAGCUCUUCUUCUUCCAUGAGCUGAGCCCCGGCAGCUGCUUCUUCCUACCCCGAGGGACCCGAGUGUACAACGCGCUGGUGGCCUUCAUCCAGGCAGAGUAUGCCCGCCGAGGUUUCUCAGAGGUGAAGACCCCCACUCUCUUCUCCACCAAGCUCUGGGAAGUGUCAGGGCACUGGAUGCACUACCAGGAGGACAUGUUCUCGCUGAAGCCCCCGGGCUCCCAGGGCGGCCCAGCACACAUGCUGGCCCUCAAGCCCAUGAAUUGCCCUGCUCACUGCCUGAUGUUCGCUCACCGGCCCAGAUCCUGGCGGGAGCUGCCCCUGCGGCUGGCGGACUUUGGAGUUCUGCACCGGGCAGAGGCCUCUGGUGGCCUGGGGGGUUUGACCCGGCUGCGGUGCUUCCAGCAGGAUGAUGCCCACAUCUUCUGUGCACCCGAUCAGCUGGAGACAGAGAUCCGAGGGUGUCUGGAUUUUCUGCGUUCGGUCUAUACUGUCCUCGGCUUUUCCUUCCACCUCGCACUGUCAACAAGGCCAGCCAGCUUCAUGGGGGAUCCCAGCCUGUGGGAGCAGGCAGAGCAGGUCCUUCAGCAGGCGCUGGAGGAGUUUGGGGAACCCUGGACCCUCAACCCUGGAGAUGGGGCCUUCUAUGGGCCCAAGAUUGAUGUUCAUCUCCAUGAUGCCCUGGGCCGGCCUCAUCAAUGUGGAACAAUCCAGCUUGACUUUCAGCUGCCCCUGAGAUUCAACCUGCAGUACAAGGGGCAGACUGGGGCGCUGGAGUGCCCUGUCCUUAUCCACCGGGCAGUACUGGGCUCAGUGGAGAGGAUGUUGGCGGUGCUGGCAGAGAACUGCGGAGGCAAAUGGCCCCUGUGGCUGUCCCCGAUGCAGGUGGUGGUCAUUCCAGUGGGGCCCGAGCAGGAGGACUAUGCCAGCGAGGUGCAGCAGAGCCUGAGGGCAGCGGGGCUGGUAGCUGACCUGGACGCGGACCCGGGACUGACCCUCAGCCGGCGAGUUCGCCGGGCCCAGCUGGCCCAGUACAAUUUUCAGUUUGUGGUCGGCCAGAAGGAGCAGAGUCAAAGGACAGUGAACAUUCGCACUCGAGACAACCGUCGGCUGGGAGAGCGUGAGCUGCUGGCCACAGUGCAGCGGCUGCUGGAGCUGCAGGCCUCCAGGGUGCCCAAUGCCGAGGACAUCUUCUGAGCUGCUGUGCAGAAGUGGCAGAGUGGCAGAGGCCCGCGGGCUCCUGGCCCACCCUGACUCACACGGGACCCAUCCACACCCGAGCCAAGGACUUGGGCACCCAGCGGGCCACAGUCUGAGGGGAGCUGUGGCUGUGUGAGAAAGGAACAAUAAACUUGAAGUUACUGGG
Messenger RNA from Suncus etruscus (white-toothed pygmy shrew), 2233 nucleotides. RefSeq names its product threonyl-tRNA synthetase 2, mitochondrial (gene TARS2). The transcript is spliced from 18 exons. Gene Ontology annotation, cellular component: cytoplasm; mitochondrion. The record is from RefSeq and is a predicted model, not a curated record. The coding region runs from base 1 to 2064 and encodes 687 amino acids. Gene Ontology annotation, biological process: threonyl-tRNA aminoacylation. NCBI's taxonomy places the organism in Eukaryota, Metazoa, Chordata, Mammalia, Eulipotyphla, Soricidae. Gene Ontology annotation, molecular function: threonine-tRNA ligase activity; ATP binding.